AUGGUUGUUGGACAAAACGGUGCCGCCAAUCAAGAAGAAUCUGUUUAUAAUCUUGUUCCACGCACAGAAAUACGUGCACCAAAAGCGCAAAGAUAUGAGUCAACAUUUAAAAAAGCUGCUACAGAAAGUCUGAAUAAAGGAAAAUAUCCACAUCGCACCAUGGGAUAUGCUGAAGAACCAUUACCACAAUCCGAAAAUUUUUUGAAAAAACAUGAAAAAGAAAAAAGAUUACCAGAAGUCAAAGAAACAACAACAAAAAUAGACCGUAAUGAAAUAAGAAAACCGGCCGUACCAACUAAAAAUGAUAUCCCCAAAAUGGGUGUGAAAACAGAAAAAAAUUUUAUUCAAUCAAACGCUUUAGAUGCAGUUAUGGCCGUACCGAGAAAACCUGAAAGAAAUCUCGUUGAUGAUCGAUUUGGUGACAAUUUUCCUGUAGAUCCAAGUGGUUUAGUGCCAAAAUAUUUGAAGAAGAAAGAUUUUGGAGAAGUUCCCGUGUACAUAAAAAAACGUCAAGAAGAUAUGAAAAAAGCUCAAGAUGAAUAUAGCUCAUAUGUGACAGACUAUUUUCGACGUGGUGCAAUGAGAGAAAUGGGUGAUAGUGAACGACGUUCAGUUAUUGAUGGAUUGAAAAAGCAAUGGGAAGAUGUUCAUCAUGAAUAUCAAACAUUAUCAGUGCUUAUAGAUACAAUACCGAAACGUCAACGAAAAGAACGUUUAGAGCAUGAAAUGCAAUUAUUAGAAAAAGACAUUGAUUUGCUCGAAAAACAUCAGGUUAUUUAUAUCGCUGAUUAA
Molecule: messenger RNA, 792 nt
Organism: Didymodactylos carnosus
Lineage: Eukaryota; Metazoa; Rotifera; Eurotatoria; Philodinida; Philodinidae
Source: the annotation of a GenBank genome assembly